GACUCGGCGCGCAACGGCGCCCCCUGAGAGGCGAAGAGCGCACUGCGCAGGCGCCGAGGCUGCCACGGGGCUCGAGUAUCGCGGCUUUUGCGCUGGUGGCUGGACCGCCACUUUUCGGUCGGACCUGGAGAAAGUUAACGCAGAAAGGGAUGUUACAGGCACUACUACUAGCCGCUCCGCAAGGCCCAGGUGUGCCUGGUUCUUACCCCAGUUCCUCCAUGGCGCCUGAGUCUGGCACCUUCUACUCAGAAACCUUAGCCUGAGCCCAGGCUGUAGUAGUUUCCCCCGAUACAGCAAAAUUGAAACAGUUCGUAGUCAGUGAUCGGUGUCAGAGUAUAUUGGUAAUCUGGCGAUGCAUAACAGUCAACCAAAGCUUACCACCUUAAGACAACAAACGCUUAUUGUCACACGGGAUCUAUAGGUCAAGGCAUUUGGGUACGGGUGGCCGUAUGGUUCUGAAUCUCUCAGGAGAUUGCAGUCAAGAUACAGGUCAAGGCUGCAGUUAUCUCAAGUCUCGACUCGGGCUGGAGCAUCUCAAUCACAUGAUUGUUGGCAGGAGGCCUCAGUUUUUCACUAUAUGCACCUCCCUGUGGGACCAUCUGAAUGUCCCAAUGGCUUAGCCUCUGGCUUCCCAGAAGGACCAAGGUAAAUGCCACAAUGUCUUUUAGGAUCUAGUCUCAGAAAUCACAUACCAUUACUUCAGUCAUAUUCUGUUGAUCACAAACCAAGCCUUCGCUGUGGAAGAGUCAGCCCAAAGACAUGAGUACCAGUAAACAAGGAUCAUUAAGGGCCAUCUGGGAAUGUGGCUACCACAGAGGAUCUGGCAAUAACGAUGGUGAAGGUGAGUUCAAGGCUCAAGUGGAGAACACAUCAACUUCAAAGGCAGAGGGAAUCGAAGGUGCUCCCCAGCUUUGGACACUUCCCCUGUUUGAGAUGUGUUCAAAGAUGGCCCGAGUCCUCUGGGGAUGUCUCCUCCUGUGGAAUCUCCAUAUCUCACCUGCUUACUCUAUGUACCCUGGAAUCAAGGCGAGGGCUACACAGAGGGCUCUGGACUAUGGCGUUCAAGUUGGGAUGGAGAUAAUUGAGCAAAUGGUCAAGAAAAGAGACCUUCCAAAUUUAAACGGUUCUGAGUCUCUCGAAUUUCUGAAAGUGGAUUAUGUGAACUACAAUUUUACAAACAUAAAAAUCAAUGCCUUUUCAUUUCCAAAUACUUCAUUAGCCUUUGUGCCUGGGGUGGGAAUCAGGGCACUGACCAACCAUGGCACUGCCAACAUCAGCACAGACUGGGAAAUCAAGUCUCCGCUUUUCCGAGACACAGGAGGAGCUGACCUGUUUAUCUCUGAGGUCUACUUCACUGGUAAUGUUAUCCUGACCCGGAAUAACUUUGGUCACCCAAUCCUGAAGCUCCAAGACUGCCAUGCCCAAGUGAGCCAUGCUGACGUCUCAUUUUCUGGAGAGCUCAGUGUCCUAUAUAACUCCUUUGCUGAGCCCAUGGAGAAACCCAUCUUAAAGAACUUAAAUGAAAUGCUCUGUCCCAUGGUCACAAGCGAGGUGGAGGCGCUGAAUGCCAACCUCAGCAUGCUGGAGGUUAUAACCAAGAUUGACAACUAUACUCUGCUGGAUUAUUCCCUAAUCAGUUCUCCAGACAUUACAGAAAAUUAUAUUGAGCUUUAUUUGAAGGGUGUAUUCUACCCCCUGGGAAACCUCACAGAUCCCCCCUUCUCAUCAGUUCCUUUUGUGCUCCCAGACCGCAGCGACUCCAUGCUCUACAUUGGAAUCUCCGAGUAUUUCUUUAAGUCUGCAUCCUAUGCCUAUUUUACAGCUGGGGCUUUCAAUAUUACUCUCAGCACAAAAGAGAUUACCGACCAUUUGAUUCGAACCUCUCAAGGCCUUGGCAACGUGCUCUCUCGGAUUGCAGAGCUCUACAUCUUGUCCCAGCCCUUCAUGGUACGGGUCAUGGCGACAGAGCCUCCCCUGAUCAAUUUGCUGCCUGGUAACUUCACCCUAGACAUCCCCGCCUCCAUCUUGAUACUCACCCAGUCCAAGAACUCGACUGCGGAAACCAUCGUUUCCAUGGACUUCGUUGCUAGUACCGAUGUUGCUCUGGUUAUUUUGGGACAAAGACUGAUCUGCUCUUUAUCGCUGAACAGAUUCCGCCUCUCUUUGCCAGAGUCCAACCGCAGCAAUAUUGAGGUCCUGAGGUUUGAGAAUAUUCUGUCCUCCAUUCUCCACUUUGGAGUCCUCCCACUGGCCAAUGCAAAAUUGCAGCAAGGACUUCCUCUGCCCAACCCGCACAAAAUUUCACUCGUCAAUUCAGAUAUUGAAGUUCUUGAGGGUUUCCUUCUGAUUUCCACCGACCUGAAGUAUGAAACAUCCUUAAAGCAGCAGCCAAGUUUACAUGGUUGGGAAAGUCUGAACCUGAUAAGUGGACUGUGGAGGGGAAAGCCAGCCCCUUGAUUGCCUGUUUGGAGUCCAUUCUGAGAAGUAAAUGGCCCUUAAUCCCACAGCUCCUGUACCCCCAGAGCAGGAAGACAGUACACACUGGAAUUGUAAAGUUCUUGCGAAUUGCUGGAAGUUUUCUUUUUCAAGCCAGGGACAUAGAGGGAGGCAAACUGGGUAAAAGAGUUAAAUCAGGAUGUGUGUGUGUUCCCAUGUGAGUGUGGUGGGGGGGGGGGGUUGAAUGUGUGUUCAUGUUUGCGUGCAUGUUGUGUGUUCCUCUUUCUAUAAGAUUCUGAGGCCAAGAGUGAAGCAUGUACUUGUAAGGAGGCUUGUGAGAAACUCUCAAAUACAAAUUUGCAUCUUUUGUUAUCAGAGGAGGUCCCUCCAACCCCUUCAGCUCUCUAAGGCUCCCCCUUCCCUACAUGUUGGAUUUUAUGUUUUAUAUUUACUGUUACUGUCCCCUGUAUUUAAUUAAAAUCGUUUUCUAACAAUGUCAA
This is a messenger RNA of Phacochoerus africanus (Common warthog), 2936 nucleotides long. RefSeq names its product BPI fold containing family C (gene BPIFC). The record is from RefSeq and is a predicted model, not a curated record. The coding region runs from base 760 to 2457 and encodes 565 amino acids. Gene Ontology annotation, molecular function: lipid binding. The transcript has 17 exons. Lineage: Eukaryota; Metazoa; Chordata; Mammalia; Artiodactyla; Suidae.